CAGCCCGAGAGGGAUGGAUGAGUGGAUGUGCUGCUGCUCGCAUGUGUGGAUGUGUGUAUGCUGAACGAGACAGCGAGAGGAGAGCAGAGGCGCAAGGAUCAGAAGCCAGCAUUGCCCAUCAAGACCUGACAAGAGACAGGACAGCAGGACAGACAUUAUUCACUUUUCGUUUUAAUUUUCCUGGAUGUGAUUUUUUCAAAAAAAAGUGAAAGGCCACUUAAGCCUUCGCUUUGUGGACUUUGAGGAGACAUCAGUGGGAACUGUAGCAUUAGGGGAGCCACCUCUGGAGGCGGCAGAGGGGAGAGCAUUGGGACUUGGAUCUCUAGGGAUGACAGGACAGUGUGGCAAGAGCAUCACACAAUUUCCUCCACCAAUGCUGCUGGCACUUGCCCUUGUCAUCUGAGAGGCCUCUGAGUGAUAGCCAUCUGAAGACUGUACCCAGCCACGAGCUUCCCCAGUGCUGUUACGGUCACAGAGGUCUAAAGUCAGUGUGCAGCUGAGCCCCGAAAAAGCAGAAGCGAGGAGAAGAGAAGAGAAGAGAAGACGCGAGGCGAGAGAAGACAAGACAAGAGAAGAGAGGACGUAAGGCGAGAGGAGUGGAGAAAAGAGAAGAGAGGUCGCGAGGCGAGAGGAGAGGAAGUGAAGGAGACGAUAUAAGCCAAUCAGAGGAGAGCGAUGUGGAAGCGAGGCGAGGGGUUGGGCCUGCCAACAUGGCCGCUCCUCCUCUUGCUCUGGCUGAGAGCCGCGGCCGCCAUCGAAGUACCAGAUGAUCUGAAGCAGCCUCCCACCAUCACCAAGCAGUCCCCAAAGGACUACAUUGUGGACCCGCGCGAUAACAUCAUCAUUGAAUGUGAAGCCACGGGGAACCCCCCGCCAACGUUCCUGUGGAAGCGUAACUCUCGUUUCUUCAACGUGGCCAAGGCGCCCCACGUGACGCAGCGUAAGCCGCAGGGGACGCUGGAGAUCUCCUUCCGUAGCGGGGGCCGGCCCGAGGACUACGAGGGGGAGUACCAAUGCUUUGUCACCAACGACUACGGCACGGCCUUCUCCAACAAGAUCCUGCUCAGGGUCUCCAAGUCUCCACUGUGGCCUAAGGAGAACCUGGCGCCCGUGCUGGUCAGCGAGGGAUCCCAGCUGGUGCUGAGCUGUAACCCCCCGCCCGGCCUGCCCCCUCCCUUCACAUUCUGGAUGAGCAGCAUGAUGAUGCCAAUUCGUCAGGAUGCGCGCGUGUCCAUGGGCCUGAAUGGAGACCUGUACUUCUCCAACGUGGUGGCCAAGGACUCCAGCACAGACUACAGCUGCAACGCACGCUUCCCCUUCACACACACCAUACAGCAGAAGAACCCUUACACCCUCAAAGUGCAAGCCAGCCACAAUGACUCUGACGCUGGUGACACUGGCGGUGCUCGCAACGUGCCGGAGACGGCCCCGAGCUUCCUGACUCCUUCGGGGCUGGUCAGCUCUAAGAUGGUGCUCCGAGGGGAGCAGCUGCUGCUGGAGUGUAUCGCCGCCGGAGUGCCGACUCCCAGCAUCAAGUGGUUCAAGAAGGGCGGUGAGCUGCCCAUGCGGCGGGUGAAGCUGGAGAGCUUCAACAAGACCCUGCGCAUCACCAACGUGUCAGAGGAGGACUCGGGAGACUACAUCUGCAUGGCCAACAACAAGAUCGCCAGCAUCCAGCACACCAUCUCCGUACAGGUCAAAGCUGCUCCAUAUUGGCUGGACAAGCCCGAGAACCUCGUCCUGGGCAUGGACGACAACGGCCGCAUGAGAUGCAUCGCCCAUGGCAACCCCAAACCCUCUAUCCAGUGGCUGGUGAACGGGGAGCCCAUAGAAGGUUCUCGGCCCAGCGCGUCGCGAGAGAUGCAAGGGGACACCAUCAUCUUCCGCAGUGUGGGGAUGGGAGACAGCGCCGUGUACCAGUGCAACGCCUCCAAUGAGCACGGCUACCUGCUGGCCAAUGCCUUCGUCAACGUUUUAGACAUGGCCCCGCGCAUGCUGGGUCCCAAGAACCAGCUGAUCAAGGUGAUCGAGAACAACCGCACCCUGCUGCAUUGCCCUUUCUUCGGCUCCCCCGAACCAGUCCUGCGCUGGUUUAAGAACGGGCUUGGCAGCGGCCUGGACGGUGGCCACUACAGGUUGUAUCUCAACGGCACCCUGGCCAUCAGGAGGGCACUGGCGGAGGACCAGGGCACAUACACCUGUGUGGCCAGCAACAUGCUGGGCCAGGCGGAGAACCAGGUCCGGCUGGAGGUCAAAGAGCCCACACGCAUAUUGAACGCCCCGGAGCACCUCUCCAGCACGCGGGGAGCGACGGCACGCUUCAACUGUCGCAUCAAGCACGACCCCAGUCUGAGCAUCCAGGUCACCUGGCUGAAGAACGGCGAGCCACUCAACCUAGCCUUCUGGAGGAUGAAGAGGGAUGACGAGUCCCUGAGCAUCUACAACAUCAACGAGGGAGACGAAGGCACCUACACCUGCCGCGUCACCACCGAGCUCGAUGAGGACUCUGCUUCUGCACGCCUUACAGUCCUGGACCGCCCAGAGGCCCCCAAAGACCUGGAGCUGUCCGACCCGCUGGCCCGCAGUAUCAGACUCACCUGGGUACCUGGCGAUGACAACAACAGCCCUAUCACAGAGUUCCUGGUGCAGUUUGAGGAGAACCGUUGGGAGCCUCGUAGGUGGCAGAACCUGUCCAGCCACCCCGGCCACAUGAACUCCGUGCUGCUGGAGCUGUCGCCCUUCGUCAACUACCAGUUCCGGGUCAUCGCCAUCAACUCUGUGGGCCAGAGCGACCCCAGCGAACCCUCCGCACGCUACCAGACCAGCGGAGCAGCUCCUGACAUUGCUCCUGAUGACAUCAAAGGAGUGGGCUCCAAGAAGAACAACAUGGAGAUCACCUGGAAGCCCCUCUCAAACAUUCAGAUGAAUGGGCCCAGCAUCGUGUAUGAGGUGUCAUGGAAGAAGAAGGAUGCAGAGGAGUGGGACUCAGUCAACACCACACACUCCAAGCACGUGAUCCAUGACACAGAGACCUACGAGCCCUUCCACAUCAAGGUCCAGGCCAUCAACGACUUCGGCCGGGGGCCAGAGUCUCCCAUGGCGCUGGGCUACUCUGGAGAGGACUAUCCCUCUGCUGCCCCAGGCAACCUGAACGUGUCCAAAAUCGACAGCACCAAAGUCAACCUGCACUGGGAUACCGUGGAGCCAAGCAGCGUCAACGGAGAAUUCAAGGAGUACCGACUGUACUACUGGAGGGAGAGCAGCCUGGUGAAGGGGCUGAAGGUGAAGCGUGAGAAGCAGGCCAAGGGCUUCUUCAGCUCCUCGGGCACGGGCAUCCUCACCAACCUGGUGCCCUACAGCCACUACACCAUGCACAUGGUGGUGGCCAACAGCCGCUACGAGGGCCCGCCCAGCAACAUCGUGGAGUUCAAGACCAAAGAAGGAGUCCCAGACUCCCCGCGCUUCUUCAGACUACAGAUGAGGAGCUCUUCUCUUAUCCAGCUGGAGUGGGACAAACCCCUGGAGCCCAAUGGCCAUCUGAUCGGCUAUAUGCUACAGUACUACACAGUGAAUGAGACGAUGGUGGGUAACCGGCAGAUUGAGAACUUCCCGCCUAACGUGACGUCCUACCGGCUGCCGCUCCCCAACCGCUUCACGCGCUACCGCUUCUACCUGGCGGCCCGCACUCAGGUCGGGGCGGGGGAGAUCUACACCAUCGAGACGCCAGACUUCUCCAAUGAAGCCAUCACCACAGACUCGGUGGACAUUGCCACUCAGGGCUGGUUCAUCGGCCUCAUGUGUGCGGUGGCCCUCAUCGUGCUCAUCCUCCUCAUAGUGUGCUUCAUCAAGAGGAGCCGGGGAGGAAAGUAUCCAGUGAGGGAUAAAAAAGACCUCCCUCUAGAUCCCGUCGACCAUAAGGACCAGGAUGGAUCCUUUGACUACCAUGACGAGGACAACAAGCCUCUGCAGGGCAGCCAGACGUCGCUGGACGGCCAGGUGAAGGAGAGCGACGACAGCCUGGUGGAGUACGGCGAGUGCGGCGACGGCCAGUUCAACGAGGACGGCUCCUUCAUCGGCCAGUACACCGUCAAGAAGGACAAGGAGGAGACGGAGGGCAACGAGAGCUCCGAGGCCACCUCGCCCGUCAACGCCAUCUACUCGCUGGCAUAGCACACGAAACGAAAGCGUCAAUAGUGCCGCGACGCGCACCCGACCUCAACCCAACCCAGCCCAGCCCAGCCCAGCCCAACGUACCCUUACCGAACACCCACCCCACACAACACACUCUUACCCCCCUACACACCUAUUCCUACACCUAAACGACCGCACCCACCCCCCCCCACCCCAAACCAAACCCUCCAGCCUGCUCAGGGCGCCUCCUUGUGGACACAGGGUGCUAUCACACACAAACACGUCAGAAGUAGAGAAAAUAGAACGAGAGAAAUGUUAAUUCAUUCACACACGUUAACGUGGAGGGGAGAGAAUUGAGGAGAUGCUCCCUCAGUUAGUGGAUCACGGGCAUGUAGGGGGAAUGCAGUAGCACUGGUCGCUCCAACUGGCAUGUAGGACAGAUCGAAGGACGGACUACUGUCUUUGGCUUAUGGAAAAAGCUAUAACUAGGAGCAACAAUGACAACAACGAAAAAUGAAAACUAUGAAAGAAUGGCUGGGGUGAUGUCAAAACAACAAUGACCCCCCUUUCCCACCCCUUUCCCUCUUUUUUUCUGGGCACUCCCCCUUCAACACACACACACAAUGACUCCUCGAGAGCUCUGGGGCAGGAAUGGAGCCCAGACCAUGUCCUAAUUUCCAGCUUUUGUGGCUUAAAAGCAAUUGAUUUUUAAUUUUGAUUUCGAUUUGAUUUGCUCUGCUCUGCUCUUUGAAGAAAAUCCUGCUUAGAAUCCCCACUGCCCUUCGCCCAGACUCACCUGUCCUCUAUUUUUUGUUUUUUUUUUGCAACAAAGACAAAUGCGACACACAGAAGCGAAGCCCCUAUGUGACAUAUCUGCGGUGAGCAAGCGGAUGGACAGCAUGAUACGUUUAUCAUAUUGAUAUUUCUGCGCUGAGAGAUUUGUUUUUGUUUCUUGUUUGUUUGUUUGUUUAUCCAGUUGGGCUUCUGGUGACUGAGUAUGUUCAUGAAUAUACAUGAAUGCUGUAGGAGGGGAAAAAAGAGAAACAGUCCUGGCACAAUAUUGUUUUUUUUUUUCCUGUGCCCUGCAAAAACUAUGCACUAUAUAUUCACAACAUGUUUUUGUAGGUUUAUGGGGUCAAGAAUCACCUGUUUUGUUUCCCUGUUGUUGUGCAUUCUGUUCCCCCUGCCUUAGGUCACUGUUUCAUUUUUUUGUCAGCAUUUUAUUGAGACAUUUUCAUGUCGUAACACAUGUGAGCGCAAUGUUUAUUUCCUUUUUUGGCAAAAUUUGUAUGUGUAACCAUUUGACACAUAACGUCUUUGUCAAACAGCGCAAAAGUGGUCGGAGUUGUAAAUGCCUAAAAAGAUGUAUUAUUUUGAAGCAUGUUAGUAUAUUAGUGCAAAAGACAAUGAAAGGUCAGACAAGAGGAGCGUGCUUUAGCCCAAAACCGCGUGUUCACACAUACUACGGUACUCAAGUUGAACUCAAAUGUGUCUGUGACUGUUGUUCUAACUGCAGCCCGACUUGCUGUGUGUCUAUGCCCGUCCUUUACUCUUCAGAUCUGCAACUGUUCACACUGCAAAUUUAUUUGACCACUAGGAGCCUGGGAUUGCUUCCAUACUUAUUGAAUAUACUGUAUGUGCUUGGUCUUUACUCUCUAGACUCUGCAAUGGGGAGGACAUUAGUUUCAACACAGUUUAGGAAUCAAAAUGGUUGUCUGGUUCCUAAAAAUUCUGCCAGAUUAGUGUAAGGGCCAGAAUAGUUUCACAAGUAAUCUUGAAGGAUUUCAAUUUAACGUGAUAAGUCGCACAAGUGAUGAUUAGACACCAGUUAAGAAGACCCAUUGGAACACAUUUGACACAAAAACACUUACAGUAACUUGCUUGUGCUCUUGAUGCCAAGACACGUAUACAUAGAGUCCCAUCUCCAACAGAGACUCCAGUCAGAGAAUGGCCUGCUCUGGAGUAGCGUGAUGGAGCACCCGGGGAUGUUUAUGUAGCUAUGGUAACAUGCAGCAGCCCAUCAGCCUAUAGCCUGCUUCUUUCCAUCAAAACGCCUCAGCUUGUUUUCCUAAAGCUGCAGCUGAGGCGAUAGUUUGUAUGUUUGUGUUCAGUUUGAUUUAUAUCACGUAUAGAGCUUUAUUAAUGUGUCAUUGACUAAAUUGCCAUUUUUUAUAUAUAUAUUGCCACUGCAGAGAGCUUCAAAAACACUAAUCGCUUCUUUUUUCAGUUUAAUAUAGGCUCUCGUUUAAUAUUAAAGGCAGGAGUGGUUUCCUUUCCUUUCCUUUUUUCUUGCUGUGAAACUCACUAAUGCCACUGUCAUAAUAAUGGAAAUGUUUUAUCAGUUUACUCUGCUGCUCCUCUAGUAUUAUUGUUGUAUUAUUGUUAUUACGUGUUUAUAUUUAGAAUUUAUUUAAUAUAAUUUUUACAUGACACAGAAAAAAUAUAUUGUUUAUUUAUUUAACAUAAAUUAAAACCCAAAAGAUGUCCUGUUCUAUGUAAAUAUUUAUGUAGGCUGUCGUAGGCUAGGUGCGUAAGCAGACGGAAGCUCCUGACACUUGGUUCAGUCCCAAAAUGGCGGAAACGUAGACAGCCACACCCAGAAAACAGCCCAGGGCUUUUGUUGAUACCGUUCAGUCCUUACAGCAAUCUGUGUGUCAUUGUUCUCUCUCUCGACGGGAACCUGUGAAGGAUGUUUGCUGGCAGUUGUAAAUAGCAAAUAUUCUAAGAACUGUAACGUAGCAUUCUAGCCACACACCACACUAAAGAGGACAAAAGUGCCCACUUGGAUUGUGUGCUGUGUUUUAUUUUUGUUUUGUUUUGUUUUCUGGUUUCCUUUAUCUUCCUCGACCGUGUCUUUCUAAAGGUCCUUGUGCCCUUUAUGCGGGGCUUCUGCCUUUCACCUGCCAGCCUGACUGACACCCCCAACCCCAAAGCCCCCACCUGCCCCCAUCCCCUCUACCCCUCAGAAGAGUUUGUACCUCCAGCUGUUGAGCUUACAGGAUGUCUAACGUGGUUCUGCACCUGCAGUGAAACUGUGUUGCUGCUGCUCUCAGACCUCUGAUGGUCAUAGCCAACACUGUCAACUGUCACUCUUUCAGCAUCUACGUAUAUACCACCUUCUACUAAUUCUUCUUUUUUUGUCUUCUCUGGAGGUAAAUGGUGUGUUCCCUUUCUGUAAUGGCCUAAAGGGGGCACUCUGGCACUGACAUAUUAUAGGGGGGACCAAGGCCGGGACUGUAGUCCCACACAUAGAUAUGAUAGAGGUAUACAUGUCUAUGGUCCAUGGUACACAGAGGGGCCACACUGAUAACAGCUACAACAAAGCAAUGCCAUCAUCCUCACAUACGCUUCCUUAAGAAUCCUAAUGCAUUCAGUGGUUCCAUUGGAUUUACCAAUGGAAUUCUAUUCAAAAAAGAGAAAAAGAAAACACAACAUUGCAUCCAAGCUUUGGCCUCUCUCUGUGAUGUGUUCAGGCUUGAUAAUCUCCAAGUUCCUCACUUUGUUCUUUGUUCAACAUGUUUCAUGUGGAUAACCUCAAUGUCUGUAGCAAGAGCUGUGUCUUAUGCUGUGUUCUUCACAGGCGGAUUCUUUCAACCAUGCAGUCAUAACAUCAUUAUUAUUGUUACGUCUACCUUUUUCAUAGUCACAACAUUCGCUUUUAUUUUGUUUUGCUAACCUACAAAUGUAUACAAAUAAGGCACAUACUGCAUCAUAAAGUCUUAAUCAUCUCGUCAUUAUCAUCAUAAUCAUUAUUAUUAUCAUUAUCAUUAAUAAUGACAUUGGGCUCUUUUUGACUUAAUUUGUAAGGAUUUUGUGUUUUGCAUUUUUACUGUCAAGUGUGUGGGAGCAGCUUUUGAAGUACUUCUUCUUGGGCAACCAGUGUUUGUAUGUUAUGUCAAAAAGCUAAGUAAAUGGCAUAUUACCAUAUUCACAGUGUAUGCGUGUAUGAUGAGAUGCUGCAACUUGCUAGAAACGCCUUUCUUUAUAGUAAAAGCUAUGUCAUUUUCUCAAAAAAACAAGCAUCCUGUCUUUAAUUGUGUCACACAUUUAUAUUUCAUCCUGUACAGUAUGCACAUUUUACUAUAA
Engraulis encrasicolus (European anchovy) is the source of this 8217-nucleotide messenger RNA. It is a transcript of the gene nfasca, whose product is annotated as neurofascin homolog (chicken) a. The coding region runs from base 676 to 4170 and encodes 1164 amino acids. The transcript is spliced from 27 exons. Lineage: Eukaryota; Metazoa; Chordata; Actinopteri; Clupeiformes; Engraulidae. Gene Ontology annotation, molecular function: cell-cell adhesion mediator activity. The record is from RefSeq and is a predicted model, not a curated record. Gene Ontology annotation, biological process: axon guidance; cell-cell adhesion; brain development. Gene Ontology annotation, cellular component: axon; plasma membrane.